AUGAAGUCUGGUUUAAUUCGAUCUUUUCCAUUAGAAACAGAUACAACAGUCAACGCAAGCUGGCAUGUUAGCACAUGGUUGCCACAAGUCUUCAAAGCUGUAUCUGAACGAAGAGAAACACGAGGUCUCAUCUUUCAUCACGAUAAUGUAAGACCGCGCCGAGCUUGUAUUACAAACGGUUUUUUCCUAGAAAAUCACGUAGAAGAGUAUCCAAAUCCACCAUAUUCCUCCAGAUUUAAGCCAUUGCGACUUCUUCUUAUUCCCCAAACUCAAGAAUCAGUUACGUGGAAUUCAGUUUAUCGACGACAACGAAAUAUGAACUGCUUCAGAACGAGUCAUUGGUAG
Molecule: messenger RNA, 345 nt
Organism: Rotaria socialis
Lineage: Eukaryota; Metazoa; Rotifera; Eurotatoria; Philodinida; Philodinidae
Source: the annotation of a GenBank genome assembly